Molecule: messenger RNA, 7238 nt
Organism: Patiria miniata (bat star)
Lineage: Eukaryota; Metazoa; Echinodermata; Asteroidea; Valvatida; Asterinidae
Exons: 25
Coding region: 406-5088 (1560 amino acids)
Biological process (GO): cell-matrix adhesion
Source: RefSeq, a predicted model, not a curated record
UUUGACCCCAUGGUCCUUUUUGAUGGCGCCAGUUACAAACCUGUACCUGAAUCUGCUCGCAGAUUAGAAGGAUUACUUUGGAGAUUUCAAGCACUGUUUUUGUGUGUGUUUCUUCGCCGUCAUCGGUGUGUUUUCGUGAUGACUUCCAGUUUCUUUCAGUAGUUUUUAUGUGUGUCAAAUGUUUGAAGAAAUGAACUGUUUGGGUGUCAGAAAUUCGUCACGAUACGCCGGCCUCGGCCAACUCGCCCCGUGCUAACCAUGCGAUCAAUUCGUCCCUAUAAACUGCACUCCGACACGCGGAGUAGCUGAACGUGUGCAGCUGGCCGACCUACCUGUAGACGCCUGCAUUCUCCGUGCCCUGCUGCAUAGUGACUCUGCUUGCCUGUGUGUACGACCGAAGGACCAAUGGACUGCUCAUCACCUCAUGAAAUUCUAUUUCCUUUUGCCGAGCCCGACGCAGUUUACCUGGCUUCAACCGAUGAAGGCACAUCUGUUGAAAUCCCACUCCCCUUCAACAUGGCAGUCUUUGACCAGAAUCACGGCUCAUUAUAUGUGAACAUCAAUGGAUCGAUAUCCUUCGAUGGCGCCCAAAUUCCUUUCGUUAACAUUCCCCAGAGUGGCAAUAAACAUCUUAUUCUGCCCUUCUUCUCCAAUAUAACGACUGAACGAGUUGGAUUUGUGACCUAUCGUCAUUUCCUUCGGACACCUGAAAAUGAGAGGCUUUUCUGUGAAGCGGAUGAAAUAGUGGGAGACGUGUUUUCCGGUCAGUCAAACUUUUCAGCAUCUUUCAUGUUGAUUGCAACCUGGUAUAAGGUACCAUCUAAAACGCCCGGACCCACAAGGAACACCUUUCAAGCUGUCUUGGUGACUGAUGGCACCCGUUCAUUUGCUAUGUUUAAUUAUGAAGAUAUUCAAUGGAGCUACGCGCAGCGAGACCAGGUUGGCUUCGAUGCAGGUGACGGCGUCAAUUUCUACCUUAUAUCUGAAGCCCGUACCGCUGAUAUCGUGAAUAUCGAUGAAAGGUCCAACAUCGGAAUCAGAGGACGCUGGUUGUUUCGUAUCGACCAAUCAUCCGUAGAGCUUCCAACCAUGAAUACCACGGCAUGCGAGAUUGCCACCACCUGUCAUAUCCCAGAUGGAGCUCAGUGCGAAGGUGACGGUAAUCCUCAAGGGUGCACGUGCUCGGGUUCACCUCAACAGUGUUCAUGUUCCUUAGGAUUCUUCGGCCUGGAUUGCUCAAAAAUCCUAUUUCCUUUCGGUCUAAGAGACGAUAUAGUUAAUAACGGCGAUUUUGACAGUUCUGGCGAAAUUCCUAUUCCAGUCGAGUUUCCCUUCUUCGGCCGUUAUUUCAACUCAAUCUUUGUGAAUAUCAAAGGACUACUCUCAUUUACCAACAAAAUAACCUCCAUCACACCUUUGAGAUUUCCUCUAGCUAAUGGCAUUCCCAGUAUUGCUGUCUACUGGGCCGACGCAAUUACAGCAGACUUUUACCAUGGAAGCGUACAGUAUCGUUACUUUUUCCGCAACACCACUACAAGGAAUGCUAUGUUGUUCCGUCAUGCGGAUGAAAUCAUCAGACGGGUUUUUACGAGCCAGUCGGAAUUUUCAGCGUCCUGGAUGAUGGUGGCGACCUGGCACAAAGUAGAUUUUAUUAGGACAACUAAAUACGAUAAUCCCGGAGAUAUUUACAAUACAUUUCAGGGUGUUUUGGUGACCGAUGGUGCGCAGUCUUUUGCCAUUCAUAAUUACCAGAAGAUAAUAUGGACAACUGGUCAAUUCCAUGCUGGAGAUAAUUUUGGACUUGGAGGAAUUCCAGCACUGGUUGGUUUUCACGGUGGCGAUGGCAUCAAUUACUACGAAGUGCCUGGGUCACAGAGCAAUGACAUUGUCAACAUGGACCAGAGAUCGAACAUUAACACGAUCGGUCGUUGGAUUUUCCGCAUUGACCUCCCAGAAAUACAAGGACCAGUUGUAAUGAGUUGUCCAUCUGCCAUUGUACACAACGGAAACACAUUCUGGAAUCCCCUUAGUGUGAUGGCCUUUAACCUAACCGAUAGUUCAACAGUGUCAGCCUCAUGCAACAUACGUCACCUACGUGGUGGUAGAGACACCAUCGUGACGUCAGAUUACCUACUUCCCAGUUAUGCUGCAAGAAUCACCUGUUACGCACCAAGUACAUCUCCAGUUGCAACCUGUAGAUUCGACGUGACAUUUGAUAACGUGGCACCAGUUUUUCAAAGUUGCCAGUCUCAGGUCGUGUACGCAACACCAGGAACCAAUCAGAGUAUAGUCGUCUUGGAUCCUGACUUGUUUUCUGCUAUUGAUGCUGUCGGCGGCCCAGUUUCUGUCAGUUGCUCAUUUCUAAACGAGGACUCGGUGAGGGUGUCCGUCGGAUUAAAUAGUACCUUCCCCCUUGGAAUGAUGACAGUGGAUUGCGAGGCAUCUGAUGCUGCUGGCAACACUGCCUUCUGUCAGCUUAAUGUAACCGUAUUAGAAUCACCACCACCUACCACCGAGCAAAUGCCAACAACUGGACCAAAAGACUCAACAACUUAUGAUACAACUAAUGGUCAGAUAUUAACAUCAGAGACCACUGAAAUCAAAACACCAGUGACUGCAGUAACUAUGUCCCCAGCAACUGACGACCAAACACCAGCGACUGCCGCCACUGAAUCCUUAUCAACUGACGACCAAACAGCAGCAUCUGACACAACUGUGGCCCUGUCAACUGACGACCAAUCACCAGCUACUGCCGCCACUGUGGACCCAUCAACUGACGACCAAACACCAACAUCUGAUGCCACUGAGUGCCCAUCUGACGACCAAACACCAGCAAUUGCUGCCCCUAUGUCCCCAUCAACAGACGACCAAACACCAGCAACUGCGGCCCCUAUGUCCCCAUCAACUGACGACCAAACACCAGCAACUGCCGCCCCUAUGUCCCCAUCAACAGACGACCAAACACCAGCAACUGCGGCCCCUAUGUCCCCAUCAACUGACGACCAAACACCAGCAACUGCCGCCCCUAUGUCCUCAUCAACUGACGACCAAACACCAGCAACUGCCGCCCCUAUGUCCCCAUCAACUGACGACCAAACACCAGCAACUGCCGCCCCUAUGUCCCCAUCAACUGACGACCAAACACCAGCAACUGCCGCCCCUAUGUCCCCAUCAACUGACGACCAAACACCAGCAACUGCCGCCCCUAUGUCCCCAUCAACUGACGACCAAACACCAGUAACUGCCGCCCCUAUGUCCCCAUCAACUGACGACCAAACACCAGCAUCUGCCGCCCCUAUGUCCCCAUCAACAGACGACCAAACACCAGCAACUGCCGCCCCUAUGUCCCCAUCAACUGACGACCAAACACCAGCAACUGCCGCCCCUAUGUCCCCAUCAACUGACGACCAAACACCAGCAACUGCCGCCCCUAUGUCCCCAUCAACUGACGACCAAACACCAGCAACUGCCGCCCCUAUGUCCCCAUCAACUGACGACCAAACACCAGCAACUGCCGCCCCUAUGUCCCCAUCAACUGACGACCAAACACCAGCAACUGCCGCCCCUAUGUCCCCAUCAACUGACGACCAAACACCAGUAACUGCGGCCCCUAUGUCCCCAUCAACUGACGACCAAACACCAGCAACUGCCGCCCCUAUGUCCCCAUCAACUGACGACCAAACACCAGCAACUGCCGCCCCUAUGUCCCUAUCAACUGACAACCAAACACCAGCAACUACCACCCCUAUGUCCCAAUCAACGGACGCCCAAACACAUGACGGCACCUCUGAGUACCCAAGUGGCUAUCAAACAACAGCAACUGACUCGCCGACUCCAGUCUGUGAGUUGACAGAAUCAAGCUGUCAGCAAGGAACAUUUGAUGAAGAUCACUGUGAGUGCGUAUGCCCGGUGUCUAUAUCUGGGAGAACCUGUCAAGUUCCCAACCCAUGUUUAGAUCCCACCCUCUGCCCUGGGGAGGAGGAGUACUGCGUGGCAAACAUCUUCAACCCCGUUGGCUAUGAUUGUGUUUGCGAUGCCUUACUCGGAUAUCUCACGGAAGAUGGUGGAUCCUGUACAAGAUAUAUUGCACGCGUGUUCAGACUCAGGGUUUUGGGUAUCAACGGAAUCGCCGUCGACUUUCUGCCUGCGUUCGGUAAUCCCACUUCGUCUGCCAGUAGUGAAGCUCUUGGUAUCAUUCGGGGAGUACUGCUCUUUAUUCUGAAACGAAAUCCACUGACAUCUGCCGUGCGUGAUGUUACUGACAUCAGUAUCCUCAGCGGAGGAAGCAUCAUUGUCGAGUUUGUGGCUUUGUACAAUAACACCGACACGGCACUGGUCGUGCCAUCUGUGCAGAUCAUACAGAGCGUUCUGCAGACUCAAAGUAGACUUGAGGGGGAAUCGGACUAUCUGGCAGUGGACACACAAUAUGUCACCACAGAACAAACAACAUCAACCUGCCCUAUGAAUUACUGUGCAAACGGUGGAACGUGUGACAUAGUUGGACUGUACCCGAUGUUUACCCUAACCUGCAGAUGCAGUACUUCCUUCACUGGUGAACAUUGCGACAGCGUCAUCCCGCUCAUGGGAGUCGUACCAACCGCUCCCCGCACGGACGCACCGACCGAACCGCCCGGUGAAGGUGUUUUACCCACCAUCUUGAUCAUUGUAAUUAUGAUAGUGGUAUUUGUUCUGGCAUUGCUCAUCCUGGGAUUCUUGUGUAUCAUGAUGAGGCGUCGUAUUAUUUUGAAUCGCAUCCCAAUCGCCUUCAAGUCGCCCGACCGUCCUUCUACUGGUCGGGGACCAGAUUUCAGUAGGCGGGUCUGGAGGGCCGAGGACGAUGCCAAUAUCGCCGUCUUCGCUCCCGCUUGGCAACGUCACCUGGGCACAAGAUUUCCUGCUCGGGCUGUGAAUGGAGUACGCAGCGUGCCCCAACUACAGCAGAUUCCACCCGAACGAAGCAGUGACUUCAUGACACCGUACAUGGUACCGGACUUCGUGGAGAUGCCGCUUCAUGAGAACCAAGGGAGACCAAUGGAACACUCCAAAGGUCAGUAUUGGCCCAAUCCCGCAUAUUCCGGCCAAUACUAGAUCACACGGCCUAUACGGGAUAUGAUGAUAUCAACAUUAAUUUGUAACCAGUAAAAUGAUAAUGGAUGAUGGAGUAUUACGCAGACAAUAUUAGAAAUGGUGUGUGGUUAUAUGACUUACUAUAAUCAAUUAAUUCACAUGGUAUGAUUAAGGAGUUUGUGGUAAGAUGUACUGAUAGUGUGUAUUAUCCAUGUUGAUUUAUAGGUGUAUAUCCAUUUUAAAUCUCCAUUUAUAAAUACCUAGGACUGAGAGCCCGUCACGUGGCCGGUUUUAAACAAUUGAUAAAGACUGGCUGGCUGGACUUAAACACAUUUUUAGUGUAGCGUGAAACUUUGACUCCUAUGAAAUCCAGUGCCUUUUACCGUUUUAUUGAUUACCUUCGGCUCGGGUAAUAAUCAGCAUCUGGACUCCAACUGGUCUUAAACAGAGUGUUUAAAACCGGCCAAUCACACUUUUAUUCCCUUAAUAUAAUAUGUUCAAAUUUUGUCUAUAUUACCUUAUCUUAUGGUGUAUUAUUAUUAUAUUACUUAUGUUUUAUAAGCAAAAAUGCACUUAUAGCCGCCAGACGUUAGAGACAGAAGUAGUUCUUACAUGAUUAGACAUCACCGAUAGGAGCGAUAUGUAAACGCCUGUAUCAUAUUAAUGCAUACAUGCAGUAUUUAGUAAGUAUUCAUUACAAGGUUGUGGUUCUAAUUAUAAUUUGUAUGAAAUAGUUGUUUUAUGUUUGCCUCAUUAUUAAAGUUGAAGUGAUAAUCGUUUCUGUACAGAAACUGAAAUAUAUUUUACCUUUUACAUAAUUAUAACAUGAUCAGUGUGGAAGGAACUUUCUAACAACACGUAAAGCUAAUGCUGGUCUUGUCAAGAAAACGACAUUAGAUAUGCAUGUAAUGGACCAAUCAGGAGAGGGAAAUCCCGAUCAGUUACAGGGAAAAGAAACGGCAAAUGAUUAUAUUUUUGUAGCAGUUCAAUUAUGGACGAUCGUAUAAUUAUAACGUGAACAAUAUUAGAAAUAAUGUGUUUUUAAAUACUUAAGUAUACUUCAGUAAUUCAUUUUAGCAUAAUCAAUUUAUUCAUGUAAUGGUUAUGGAGUUUGUGGUGAAACAUGUACCGAUGGUGUGUACAGAGUGUGCCAAAAAAGUGCAACAUUCAGAAAACAGAUAAUUAAAACUGUUUAACGUUUUUUCUCUUCAUAAAAGUUCUAUAUAUCACAUAAAAGCCUGACUAUUUCUUAAUCCACUCUCUUUUACCCCAUUCAAUUUGGGUCCCUAGAUCCAGAAAUACAUUCAAUUAAGUAGAAGGGUGUAAAUUUUACUUGGGCCCCUCUAUCUCACCUGGACAUGCCGAAUCUAGGUCAUGCAUUGAAUAGGCAUUGACUCACAAAAGAAUUGUGCCUUAUGAACAGUUCACGGAUCCUAUACACACAAGGAUGAACGACACACGCCGCGCGUUUGUUCAUAGUGUAAAUCGAGCAUUUUCUUUUAUUCCUCUUCCGUUUUCCUUUGUUAAUUCAUUUUUUUGCAACAGCUCUCAUUGGUUUUGUACACGUCUUCUAAUCGAGGUCUUCCUCGAUUUGGUUCCUGUCCUCAAUUCAUCGAUGAUGUUGCAGGUGUGUACAUGUGCAUGUCCUCGAUUUGCACCAUAAACACGCACUGCCAAACUCUUGGUUAGAAGCGCGAAAAUGGCCCGUACAACUGUUCUGCCUAUGACAUUACACCAGGUUUCCGUUAAAGUGGCUUUUUUUUUUUGGUCAAUGUUGCACUUUGUUGGCACAAUCUGUAUUAUCCCUGUAGAUUUAAGGUGUAUAUCUUAAUUAUGAAUAACUGUGAAGCGCUUUGAGGCCUUUGGUAUAAGGCGCUACAAUAGCACCACAUUAAUUAAAUCUUCAAAUAAUCAAGGGGGAAAAUAGCGGCCUUGCUGUGAUUCUCACCCUUGUCACAGAAGAGGACAAGAGACAGGAAGCCGACUCCAAUUUUCAUUCAAGUUCAGUCAGAAAUGUAUAUUUAAUACCUUUCAUUGUAAUCUUCUUCUUUUUUUUUACUGUACUAGAAUCAAUGUGAUUGCGUUAAACGAAUCACCCAAAACUUCAGUAUAUAUUAGGUACCGGUACUUUACUUAUUUUGUUAUUAUAAUAAAAACAAAUGGGUUCAUUA